AUGGCGAAGAGAGCAAAGGCGGAUGAAGUGUCAGUGACGAGUACCGAAGUGUUGAGUAUUCCCCUUUUGGAGACCGUGAAGGCUGCGCAGUUGCAAAAUGGAUUGCGUCAUCGUGACUUUCAGCGCUAUCGUCAGUACUGUGCGCGCCGUUUGCGUCGUAUCCGCAAGUCUGUGAAGUUUACGCAUGGAAAAGGGAAACAAUUUAUCAACAAGAAGGUGAACGCUGAGACGGCGACGGAAAACCGUCUGCUGUACUUGCCACUGUACAAUGCCGAGCGGGCGUGGGGUUACGCGAUGCAGCUCAAGGAGGACGAUAAUUUGGACAAGUCAGAGAACCGAGAGGACGGCAAUUCCCGCAUCAAGUUUCACUUGAAUGGACGUCUUCGCAAAGCUGCAGACUGGAGUCAGAAACUGGCUGAGAUCUGCGCAGUCCGUGCUGAUGCCCGCACGAGUUUAGAGGCGGAGGCUUAUGCCGCUUACAUGGCUGGUAAUUUUGCCUUCCAUCGAGAGGAGCAUGUGGUAGCAUUGGAGAAGUUUAAGACAGCACGUCGCAUCUACGCGGACCUGUCGCAGGUGGGCACGUCGUCACAGAAGGAGCUGUUUUCGCGCUCGGCAGACGAUCUGCAGCCGUUUAUCCGCUUCUGUGAGCACCGACUGACGCUGCGAGGACGUACGGCUAGCACGGCGGAGGCUUCGUCUCUAGAGUUGCAUUCAAGUGGCGAAGGUGCUAAUAGCGCGUUGCUGCAGUCGAAGAUCGACCUGGUGCUACUGGAGGCGCGGAAGCAGAAGGUAGCAAAUCUGGGAUCUGUGGAGUGGAAGCAGCAGCAUCUUUCGAUACCGACACAGGAGAUUGGUUUGGCAAUGAUUCGCACGGACGAGCUUGCUGCCAAGUUGGAGGCUGCGCAGGAUAAUAAGGCACGUGAGGCACGUUUUCUGGAGUUGUUGAGUGCGUAUGACGCACUACUGCAGACUCUGAAGAAUGCAACGGCAAAGUUGGAACAACAGGCUAAGAGUGGCAGUGCACUAGUGCACUCAGACCUGGAACUGCUGUCUGCUUUGGAGGAGUACGCGCGCUUUAAAAAGCUUACUAAGCAAGUGGAGCGCCAGGCUACUGUGUACAGGACACUCAAGCAACGUCUUUCGACCCAGCAGCCUGGCGAGCUCACGCAUAUUCUCGACAUGCUAGUUCAGACUGUUGGCGAUAUUCUGACCAUUCCUGGUAUGCGUGAACUGGAGCAGCGUCGUGCUACACAAUACAGCGCGUACUACGCAGUGUUCCGUGCCUGCCGUGCUACAACGGUUGCCCAAACCUAUCUUCUACAGCACAAGUUUGGUGAAGCGAUGGCUCUGUACCAGUAUGCGUCGGGAUUUUUGGCUGAAGCUGAAGAAAUCUUGGCUGCGCAGCCUGCAGCUAAGGACGACAUGUUGCAGGAGUUCGCGUGCGAACUACAAGAGGAGCUUGCGGGUGCUGUUAGUCGUACGACAGCAGAAAGUUUUUUGGAGUCUUCCACUCGCGCGGAUGCGAUGCGUUUGGAGCUGGAGCAGCUUUCCUUGUCCAUUGAGGAAAAUGAUAAAAAGAGCAAGAAUCGCAAAAAACGUCAGGUUUUGUGUCUGAUGGAUCGGCAGGACAAGUUUGAAGCUGGUACUAUGGAAGGCCAUCGCGAGUUGGUAAAGCUGAUGCCCGAUUUCCACGCUGUGCCUUGCAAGCCACUGCUGUUUGAUGUGGCAUUUAACGAACUCGAGUUUCCGGACCUGACGGAGCGCACUAAGACAGAAUCCGAGAAGGCAGCCGAGGCUACAGCUACAGAUGCCAACGAGAGUGGCGGGAGCUUCUUCGGCUGGUUCCGCAAGUAA
This is a messenger RNA of Peronospora farinosa, 1854 nucleotides long. The record is from the annotation of a GenBank genome assembly. NCBI's taxonomy places the organism in Eukaryota, Oomycota, Peronosporomycetes, Peronosporales, Peronosporaceae.